AAACUGAUGCCAGUAGCUCUGCCAUUGUCUCGUUUUGCCUUUCUCCUCACCCUCUUUUUUGCUCCAACACUGAGUAAACAACAAUUUAGUGCCCCUUUACUUAUAUUGGUAUUCAUAUUGUUAGGUAACUUCUACCAAGUAGAUCUGCAGUAUAGAGCUACUUCCGGUGUUACUGAUCUGCAGUCAGUACUCGGCAGCAGUUUUAACUUGAUUUACUAUUUGAUUAUUUGUCUGCGUAUACUCCUCUUAUCAGGAGAUAUCGAACGUAAUCCUGGUCCUAUGAUUGAUGCUCAGCCUGAAAUAUCGUUAUUAAUAAAAUGGCUUGAAUCCCUUGUUGAUUGGAAGCCAUUUGGUUUAUGUUUGGUUGGAAUGACGGAGCAUGAAAUCUUAAAAAUUGAACAAGAACAUGUUAAAAUUGAAGACAGAAAGUUAGCGCUAUAUUUAAAAUGGUUUUCAGUCAAUCCUAUGGCCACAUGGAGAGAUGUCAUUUAUGCACUGACUGGUAUAAAUCAGAACAAAUUAGCUCAAGAUAUUAAGAAUAAUCUAGAGAGUGAUGCUGCUUCUAUAAAGUCAUCAUCGUUACCAAGCACACUAACAAAAUCAGAUGGAGAUAUAGAAAUUAUUUUUUUUCCAAAAGAAGAUCAAACAGUUCAAGACACUUUAGAUGAAUUGCAAGUGAACUUUUCCCAUAUCAUGAGAGAAGUAAAAUCAGCUUUUCGUACAAAAGUUAACAAAAAUUUACAAAUAUGCAUUGAGAUGUCCAAUUGGAUAGAGAGCUAUCUUCACUGGGAGCAUGGUACAUUAGAUAGUGAUUUAGAUCAUUAUUUUCAAAAAGAUCUAUCAUAAUUAUGAUUUUAUUGAUUCCUGUCUGGUAGUUGCUAUGUGUAAUGAGUUUAUAAGUGAUGAAAAAGAUCUACUCGAUAAACUGAAUACUCAUUCAUUAAAAGCUAAUGCAUUUCGUUCAUCAGUGCCCAUUAUAGAACUUAAACAAAAGCUACGUAAAGUUUAUGGGCCUUACAGAAGAUGUUUGGAGAAUAUGCCAUUAAUAUGUAUUGAACUUCAAAAUCCUUGGAAUGAUGUUAAAAUUAAUGGAUUAUAUAUUCUCGUAAAAAGAUUACUUCCAAAAGAACUCAGACAGUCAAUAAUGAAAUACAUCACUAUUGAGGAAGGAUCUGUUGUGAUCAAGUUAGACAUUCUUAAUCUUUCAGCUGAUAGUUUAAUAGAAUAUACAGAAGGAAAGCUUCAGUUUAUGUAUCUCAUUGGUAUAUUUAGUUUAUACAUUAAUGAUUAUUCUGUCCUUCAAAAAGAUGAAAACAUGAACUUCACUUUUGAAUUAGCUCUUCUUGAGGCAGUCACAGCUGGCAAUAAUGAAGCAGUAGAGUUUCUUCUUCAACUAAAAAUUAUUGGGGCGAGCAUGGGCGAGCCCCACUAAGACGAGCAGCGUUUGUUUGUUUGUUUGUUUGUCUGUCUGUCUGUCUGUCUGUCUGUCUGUACACGUACGUAUUCCGUAUCUCCUCUAUAUAUCCGUGAUAGCACAUGCUUUAGCAAUGCAAUAGAUUCUAAAUUUCAAUAUUUCCAUCGAAAGUGGGAGUGGCCGAAGCAAAAUAAAAUGGCGAUCAACACACGGGAAGAAGUCAUGAGCUUUCUAGCAAC
Messenger RNA from Amphimedon queenslandica, 1653 nucleotides. RefSeq lists its product as uncharacterized. Gene Ontology annotation, biological process: signal transduction. Gene Ontology annotation, molecular function: protein binding. The transcript has 2 exons. The record is from RefSeq and is a predicted model, not a curated record. Bases 7 to 846 code for a protein of 279 amino acids. Lineage: Eukaryota; Metazoa; Porifera; Demospongiae; Haplosclerida; Niphatidae.